CCACCCACCACAGAUAACUCACUACAUAACUCACCCCGCAACUAUUACUCAAUUACUCAAUACUCAAUACUUGACAACCAUAUCCAUUCGCUUAAACAAAUUAACCAACCAUACAUAUAAUGACUAGACCAAGAUAUCUAACCGAUAGUGAAAGAUCCAAAGUACUUGAAUUUCAAGAUAUGAUUCAUUACAGUCCACGAUACAGUGAUGACACUCAUGAAUACAGACAUGUGAUGUUACCUAAGAAUAUGUUAAAAGUUAUUCCUCAAGAUUACUUCAAUCCGGAAACAGGAACUUUACGAAUACUAUUGGAAGAGGAAUGGAGAGGUCUAGGUAUUACUCAGUCAUUAGGAUGGGCUCAUUAUGAGACUCAUGCCCCAGAGCCUCAUAUCUUGUUAUUCAAAAGACCCAACAAUUAUGGUCAAUAGGCAGUUAAUCAGAACAGAAGUCAACGAGAGAUACCCAGAGUUAGAAGAUGUUUUUGCCAAGACAUCUGGUAGUAACAGCUAUCAAAUGUGCAUAGUAUUUAAUUAAUCAAUAUAACGUGUUAUAUGAGU
Molecule: messenger RNA, 557 nt
Organism: Scheffersomyces amazonensis
Lineage: Eukaryota; Fungi; Ascomycota; Pichiomycetes; Serinales; Debaryomycetaceae
Gene: CKS1
Product: cyclin-dependent protein kinase regulatory subunit
Exons: 1
Coding region: 120-428 (102 amino acids)
Biological process (GO): regulation of mitotic cell cycle
Cellular component (GO): cyclin-dependent protein kinase holoenzyme complex; SCF ubiquitin ligase complex
Molecular function (GO): protein kinase binding; histone binding; cyclin-dependent protein serine/threonine kinase activator activity
Source: RefSeq, a predicted model, not a curated record